Molecule: messenger RNA, 2576 nt
Organism: Mastomys coucha (southern multimammate mouse)
Lineage: Eukaryota; Metazoa; Chordata; Mammalia; Rodentia; Muridae
Product: T-cell activation Rho GTPase-activating protein-like
Biological process (GO): regulation of Rho protein signal transduction; signal transduction
Molecular function (GO): GTPase activator activity
Source: RefSeq, a predicted model, not a curated record
AGUUGGUCUGCCAACUGCCAUAUCCACCUUUGGUCUUCAGUGCCACGGAAGACCAUCCAGUGAAAGGGUCUCCAUUUCAGUCUCCAGUGUCAAGAUCUUGACAACCCAUAUUAUAUCAUAAUGAGUAACCUUCAAGAUACUUCUGGACCAUGGGGAUCAGAAAUCUGCACAGAUGUUCCCAACCUGCCAGGGCCGUGUGGGAGACAUCUAAACCCAGAUGCACAGGAGCCAUUCAUCCCGAAGCCCAGAGACCAACCAAAAAGCCAGCAGCAUAGCGAUGCAGAGAAGGAAAGUGUUAACAAAAGAUGGCCUUUCAUAAGUCGAGUAUUCCACAGGGCCUCGGUGCUCCAUCAGGACCAAGUUUGCACAUCUCUGCCAGUCACCAAGAGAGGAAAACUCUUUGGAUAUGAUCUCACUGUUGUUUGUGAUGCUGGAAAUCUUCCUAAAGCAGUUCUGGAUAUGCUCUCUCUUCUCAAUGAAAAAGGACCAAUCACUGAAGGUAUCUUCAGGAUAUCAGCUAAUAUAUCAGCAUGCCAAGCACUAAAAGAAAAGUUGGAUUCUGGGAAAAAGGUGGACCUGCUGAAUAAGGAAUGUGUUCUCGUUGUGGCAUCUGUCUUAAAGGAGUUUCUUCAUAAUAUCCAAGGAAGUGUGCUGACAUCUAGACUGUAUGAAUUAUGGCUUGGUGUUCUUGACCAAGGGGACGAAGAGGAGAAACUAGCUGCAGUGCAGAGUCUUUUAGAGCACCUGCCCAACCCAAACGUCAUUCUCUUGAGAGAACUUUUCAGAAUGUUACACAACAUAGAACAAAAUUCUGCUGUUAAUCAGAUGACAGCUUAUAGUUUAUCUGUUUGCAUGGCCCCAUGUAUCCUAUGUCUGCCAAGUUCCUGCAACUUUGGAUUAGCGAGUGAUAUCUCCAAUGAGAUUUCCCUUGUAAAAUUUCUCAUUGAAAACACUCUGAAAAUAUUUGGGGAAGACAUGGUUUUAUGUUAUGAUGUGAGCUCAGUGUCUUGCCCUAGUGUGGAGAAAGCAUCAAGUUCCCUAAACUUUAUAACUUACUUUGGUGAGAUGAAGGAUAAGCACUGUCGAACUGGGAGGACGAGCUCUACAGGCAACGAUUCAGUACCCAUGAGUCCAGCUGCUCCUCUUCACAAUGAGUGGACUAUAGAUUAUGAGAAACCUGUCAAUAGACCUUUUAUGAAACCAAUGAUUACUUGUGGUUCUCCUACCAGCCAUGACAAUGUGUGUAUAACCCCAUCCCCAUCAGCACCAAGCAAGGGGCGCCUCUUUGGAAAGUCUGUCACCAGUAUCUGUAAGAAUGGUAUUCUACCUUCUUCAAUUUUGGAUAUGCUCUCUAUCAUCGAUGAAAAAGGACCACACGCAGAGAAUAUAUUCAGAACAUUAGCUAAUAAAUCAUACUUCACCUUAAAAGAAAAACUUAACUGUGCAGAGGAAAUGAACUUGAGAGAGGAAUCUGUUUAUGUUAUAGCGUCUGUCUUAAAGGAAUUUAUUAGAACUAUCCCAGGAAGCUUACUUUGUUCUAAUCUGUAUGGAAAGUGGCUUGCUGUCCUUGAUCAAGAACUCCAUGAUCAAAAGAUUUCUGCUAUCCAAAGUCUUUUAAUACAGAUGCCAGAACCAAGUGUCCUCCUUUUGAGACACCUUCUCAGUGUGCUGCACAAGAUUAAAGGUUGCUCUUGUAUUAACCACAUGACUGCUUAUGCUUUAUCAGUUCGCAUAGCUCCAAGUAUGCUUUGGCAUCCUACUUCCUCCAGCUCAGGGAUUGGGAACGAUAUCUCAAAAAAGAUUUCUCUUGUAGAAAUUUUCAUUGAGAACUUUCUGGAAAUAUUUGGAGAAGAUGCCACUGUGUUUUAUGGAGAGAUCCCAAGGAGUUGCAGUGACACAGAAAAAGUUUUAGGUUCCUCAAAUAAUGUUGCUGAGUCUAAUGAAACAAGGAAAGCAAGAGGUGACAGUAGAGGCAGCUGUCAUAGUGAAAAGAUGCAUCCCCAGAAAAAUGAUGAAAAGAGUCUAUCUGCUUCUUCCUAGGCAGAAGAUCUCACAGAAACACCUGCAGGAGGAGUGUAAGAAGCAGAAUGUGGAUUGACCAGAUAGCUUCUGGAUGGAGAAUGUUUCCUCUGCAACGGAAUACUUGAAUUCCCAGGACUACAUUGAAUUUAUCUUUCUCCUUCACUUUAUUAUUCCACUAAAAACCUAUUUUUUUAUAACCUGAUUUACCAGCAUUUGAAGGAAUUUGUUUGGAUUUUCUGCUUCUGUCCAGAAAUGAGAAUCCCGCCCAAAUAACAUGCCUCUAUCAACCAAUAGAGGCAUCCAGGGUGAUUCUCUUAGAUUGUGAACUUGAGUCUUAAGUGAGCACUUUUCAGGUCCCAGCUCAUUCCUUCUGAAUGUGCUAUGCCCCCUCCUACUUACCCAUACCUCUGAAAAGCUUAUUAAUGAACAGUACUUCUGUCUCCCCAUUUUAUCAUAUUGUAUUAUUUACAAAUGAUAAUCUUCACUUACAUUCAUUGUGUUUUAUGAUCUAGAGUAUGUAUAUUUUGUGAUAAUAAAUGCCAUCCAUAAUUUGA